Molecule: messenger RNA, 558 nt
Organism: Rubroshorea leprosula
Lineage: Eukaryota; Viridiplantae; Streptophyta; Magnoliopsida; Malvales; Dipterocarpaceae
Source: the annotation of a GenBank genome assembly
UAAUUAUUUUAUUAAUCAUUAUUUAUUUAUUUUUUGAACAAAUUGACAAUGGUGGGUUUCAAACCCACCAUGGGGAGGGGAAGGGGGGAAGUGCACUUGCAAAGCAGCCCGAAUGCAACUUGACUCUAUUAAUCAUUAAUUAGUUUUAAUAAUUAAAAUAAACGAAAUUAGAUAACUUUAAUAACAUAAUGAGUGGUCAUGAUUAAGAAUGAUAAUUUAUUCCGAAACCCAUAAAACUCCAUAGGAUUCUUGCUUGGAGAUAGAGAUUCGAAAAAUGUUCUUUUCCGCCGGCGAAAAUGGAGGCUUUUUUUUUUCGAAAAAUUUCUUCCACCCCAUGAGUUUUCACAUAGAUUUGGCUUCCCAUCAUGGGGAUAGAAAUUCAAAAAAUAUUAUUUUCUACUAGGCAAGAACGAAAGCAUUUUUUCUCUACAAAAUUUCACAAGAAAUUUCCUUUACCCCAUGAGUCCUUGCUUGGAUCCAUAUAUAAUAAAAAGAAUAUAAAUUUAUAUUUUUAUAAAUUAUAAACUAUUUACAAAAACAUAAAACUUAAUUUUUACC